AGGAAGGUUUGAGCUCAUAUUAGUUCCCUUCUGAAACUGAAUUCGAAAUCCUCCAGACUCCCUGUAGAAAUCCUAUAUACGGAGUAGAAUCCAAAAAAAGACCCUGAAUAAUCAAGUCCCGCAGUUCAGGCCCAACACAGAUACUCAGCUGAGCGCGCAGGGACACCCACCAAUGGCCGCCCAGAGCGCUCUCCUCGCCGCCGGCGCCGCGGCGGUCGCCAUCGCCGCCGCCGUUUUCCUCCUCCCUAGUCCCGCCUCUCACCUCGCAUGUACGCACACCUCCUCCUCCUCCUUCUCUCUCCCCAGUCACGCUCCCACUAAACGGGUUAACAUACGCGCCAUUUGCCCGCGGCGGAAGCUCAGUCCGUCUCCUGUUCCCUUCGCAGGGCCACCGUGGGGCCACUUCGCCGACAUGAUACUGGCCAACGCCACCAUCUACACCGCCGACCCCGCCCGCCCUUUCGCCGCCGCGAUGGCCGUCAGCGGCGGCCGCGUGCUCCGCGUCGGCAGCUACGACUCCGUGAAGGAACUGAGGGGUCGACACACACGUGAACUGAAUCUUAGUGGGAACGUUGUGCUCCCCGGAUUUAUCGACUCCCAUGUGCACCUAAUCGACGGUGGCUUGCAGUUGGCGAGGGUGCCGCUUCGAGGGGUUAGAAGCAAAGAGGACUUCAUCAGCAGGGUCAAGGAAGCUGUCAGAGAUAAGCAUCAUGGGCAGUGGCUAUUAGGUGGAGGUUGGAACAAUGAUGGCUGGGGAGGUGAUUUCCCCACUGCUGCUUGGUUUGAUGAUAUAUCUCCUGAUAAUCCAGUAUGGCUCUCACGCAUGGAUGGUCACAUGGGAGUAGCUAAUUCGCUAGCUAUGAAGAUUGCUGGGAUUGACAAAAACACAAAAGAUCCAGUUGGUGGAACUAUUGUAAGAACAACUGAAAGAGAGCCCAGUGGUCUUCUUGUUGAUGCUGCUAUGAAGCUUGUAUUUGAUGUUAUUCCAGAAGUCUCCAUAAAUGAAAGAAGAGAGGCCCUCUUCAGAGCUAGUAGACAUGCCCUAAUGAGGGGGGUGACCACUGUUGUUGAUGUUGGAAGUUACUUCCCUGGGAUGUCAGAAAAGCAAACUUGGCAAGAUUUUUCAGAUAUCUAUGAAUGGGCUCAUUCUAUGGGAAAGAUGAUGAUCAGAGUCUGCUUAUUUUUCCCAAUGCCCACAUGGUCUCGUGUUUCUGAUCUUAUCCAUGAAAAAGGUCAAUUGUUCAGCGAAUGGAUUCAUCUAGGUGGUGUCAAAGCUUUUCUUGAUGGUUCUCUAGGUUCUUCAAGUGCAUUGUUCUAUGGGCCUUAUAAGGAUGAUGAUGGCAAUUUCGGUCUUCAAUUGAUAGAUAUGGAUGUUCUGCUCAAUGCAACAUUAGAAUCAGAUAAAUCAGGACUUCAGGUUGCCAUACAUGCAAUUGGAGAUAAAGCUAAUGAUUUGCUGCUGGAUAUGUUAGACGAGGUUGUUAAUUUGAAUGGAAUGAAGGACCGUAGGUUCCGGAUUGAGCAUGCCCAGCAUCUGACCCCAGGCGCAGCAAAACGCUUUGGAAAACAUGGUACCAUUGCAUCCGUGCAGCCAGAUCAUAUAUUGGACGAUGCCAACUCUGCCGGAAAGAAGAUUGGGGUAGAGCGAGCUGAACGGAAUUCAUAUUUGUUCCGAUCACUAUUGGCUGGUGGUGCACAUCUGGCUUUUGGUUCUGAUUGGCCUGUUUCGGACAUUUAUCCCUUAAAAGCUAUUCAAACUGCAAUGUCCCGUAAGCCGCCUGGACAGGAAGCACCUUGGAUCCCUACGGAAUGCUUGGCCCUAGAUGAUUCCUUGAAAGCGCAUACGAUAUCUGCUGCUUAUGCCUGCUUCCUUGACCGUGUCCUGGGCAGCCUUUCCGAAGGGAAAUACGCCGAUUUCGUGGUCCUGCCGUCUACCUCGUGGAAUGAGUUCUCCAGCGAUAUACCGGGGCAUGUCGUGGCAACAUAUGUGAGCGGCAAACAGGCCUAUCCAUGAUCCCCUUCGAGGCGACUGCGCUCCACCCACGUCCAGGUCCAGGCCAGAUUCAGAUAGAAUUGCUAAGCAGGUCAGCAGACGCACAUAUGUAAAUGCAAGUGCUACAAAAAUGUUAUUACUUCUCGCGACAAAUCGAUACUACAAUGAUACUACUAUUUUCACAUGAUUAUCGCUCGACAUGUUUUGCACAUAAUUAAUCAGAAAUUUGUGGGUAGCAGACUGGCUUCUGAUCU
Molecule: messenger RNA, 2247 nt
Organism: Brachypodium distachyon (stiff brome)
Lineage: Eukaryota; Viridiplantae; Streptophyta; Magnoliopsida; Poales; Poaceae
Product: putative amidohydrolase YtcJ
Exons: 14
Coding region: 173-2014 (613 amino acids)
Molecular function (GO): hydrolase activity, acting on carbon-nitrogen (but not peptide) bonds
Source: RefSeq, a predicted model, not a curated record